Messenger RNA from Bursaphelenchus okinawaensis, 2720 nucleotides. NCBI's taxonomy places the organism in Eukaryota, Metazoa, Nematoda, Chromadorea, Rhabditida, Aphelenchoididae. The record is from the annotation of a GenBank genome assembly.
AUGGGAAGUAAGUUGAUUUGUUUGAGUAUAAUAUGUUUUUUGUUUAGUCAAGUUCCUCGAAUUCAUCAAACCCUUCUGCGGGUUCAUCCCUGAGGUGUCGAAGCCUCAGAGGAAGAUCCAGUUCCGUGAAAAGAUGCUAUGGACGGCAAUCACUUUGUUCGUGUUCUUGGUGUGCUGUCAGAUCCCACUUUUCGGUGAGUUUGAAGAUGUUUUUGGGUAUGAAGCUAGGUGAUUUUAGGCUUAAAAGAUGCAGUAGAAUAGUGGCAUUCUUCUGAUAUAUAACUUGAUAAAAAUGAGGUUGAAAAUUGGCAUGUUUUGUUUUGAUUUUAGACAUCAAUAUAUUUGGUAUUGUGGAUAAUAUAGGAAAUUGCAUGUUUUUCACUGUUUUUGGCUGUAAAACAUUACGCUAUUGUAUUUUAAAAAUAGUCUGUAGAUUUCUGAAGCUAAUUAAAUUUUUUACAGCUAAAAACAUUAUAAAAUACGAACUCAUCAUCUACCUUUAAUAUUAAACUCUUCUAAAUAAUCUAUUUUCAGGUAUCAUGUCAACCGACUCUGCCGAUCCAUUGUACUGGCUUCGUGUUAUCUUGGCUUCAAACAGAGGAACAUUAAUGGAAUUGGGUAUUUCUCCAAUUGUCACUUCUGGUAUGAUCAUGCAACUUUUGGCUGGAGCUAAGAUCAUUGAGGUCGGAGAUACUCCAAAGGAGCGUGCUCUUUUCAACGGCGCCCAAAAAUGUAAGUUUUCAGUGUUUUUGGAUAGCUUAGAGUUUUAGGUAAUGAAUAGUGUAAAAUAAGAUGUGAAAUUGUCUUGUUCUGUAUUAGAAAUAGAGGUUUAAAUGAGAUAAGGUCUAAAUUUAUAUUGUUAUCGAUGAAAACUUGUGUUUUUAAUGAACUUGAAGGCUUUUUGGAUAAUGUUUAGUUAUUUUAGAUAGCUUAGAGUCCCGGUAAUGUUAUAGUAUAGUAACUAGUUAGUUUACAUUGCGUUAUUUACAAGAAAAGUUGAUUUAAUGAUGUUACGUCUAAAACAAUAUCGAAAAUAGGCAAGAAUGGUUACUUUUAGUUAAUAUAUUGAUCUUUUUUAGUACUGUUUUGUAUUUUAAAAUAAGUAAUGUUUUCCUUUUCAGUAUUUGGUAUGUUAAUCACUGUCGGCCAAGCCAUCGUCUACGUCGUGUCUGGCAUGUACGGAGACCCACACGAAAUCGGAGCCGGAAUCUGCUUGUUGAUCGUUGUCCAAUUGGUUGUAGCUGGUUUGAUUGUUCUCCUUCUCGACGAACUUUUGCAAAAAGGAUACGGUUUGGGCUCGGGUAUCUCCCUCUUCAUCGCCACCAACAUUUGUGAAACCAUCGUGUGGAAGGCCUUCUCUCCGACCACUGUGAACACUGGACGUGGAACCGAGUUUGAAGGUGCCAUUAUUGCCUUGUUCCACUUGUUGGCUACUCGUGGGGACAAAGUCCGCGCUCUCCGUGAAGCCUUCUACAGACAAAACUUGCCCAACUUGAUGAACUUGAUGGCCACCAUCUUUGUCUUUGCUGUCGUCAUCUACUUCCAGGUAUGCGGAGGGAAAAGUUGGGUUUUGAGGGUGUUUUAGGUAUUUUUUUGAGUGAUUUUUAUCGAAAAUGAUUCAAAGAAUAAUAUUGAAGUCUUUUAAAAUGUUUGUUUUAAAAUUUCAAUGCAGUAUAAGAAUUAAUUUUAAUCAAUAUACCUUCAGGGCUUCCGUGUUGAUCUCCCAAUCAAAUCCGCCCGCUACCGUGGCCAACAAUCCAGCUACCCAAUCAAGUUGUUCUACACCUCCAACAUCCCUAUCAUCCUCCAAUCUGCCUUGGUAUCCAACUUGUACGUCAUCUCGCAGAUGUUGGCCUCUCGUUUCGGUGGUAACAUCUUGGUCAACUUGCUCGGUACCUGGUCCGACGCCGCCGGAGGUUACAGGUCCUACCCAACUGGAGGUCUGUGCUACUACCUAUCGCCUCCAGAAUCCAUUGGAGCUCUCUUGACCGACCCUCUUCACGGUAUCAGCUACAUUGUCUUCAUGUUGGGAUCGUGCGCCUUCUUCUCCAAGAUCUGGAUCGACUUCUCCGGAUCAUCGGCCAAAGAUGUCGCCAAACAAUUGAAGGAACAACAGAUGAUGAUGUCUGGUCAUCGUGACACUUCAAUGAUCAAGGAACUCAACCGUUACAUCCCAACUGCUGCCGCUUUUGGUGGUCUCUGUAUUGGUGCCUUGUCAGUUACAGCUGACUUCAUGGGUAAGAUUUUGAUAUUUUUUGGUUGGUUUUUAGGAAAUAAAUGAUAAGACUAGAUAGACAAGAUGUUAAGGAUUAUUUUACAAUCUUUAUUAUAUUUAAAAUGGCAUAAAAGUGCGUGUUUUGGUGAAAAGUUGAUUUUGCGGCAGCUGAUGUCAAGUGUAAUAUAAGUUUUUUGAUGCAACGUGGCGGAAAUUAGCUUUAUGUUUCUAAAACUAUUUUUUGCUACUGUAAAAUAUUAUGAAAAAGCUACUAAAUAUUACUAAUAGUCUUUAAAAUUUUGGUACCUAUUAGAUUUUGCCUUUUAAAAUCGGAAAACCUAAAUAAUCUAGAUCGAAACCCAGCCUUGACCUAAUUUUUUCCUUUUCAGGCGCAAUUGGAAGCGGCACUGGUAUCUUGUUGGCUGUCACAAUCAUCUACCAGUACUUUGAAAUCUUUGUGAAAGAACAGCAAGAUCUCGGAGGAGUGAGCGGCUUGUUCUUCUAG